AUGGAUGUACCUGAGAUAAGUCGUUCUCAGAGUGUCAAGGCAGAAGAAGGGAAGAACGCGACUCUUUCUUGUAACGCCAUCGGAAAUCCAGUCCCAACGAUAUCAUGGACAAAAGAUGGGUCAGUUAUUACAAGAAGUUCCAGGAUCAAUUUUUCAGCAGACAAGAGGCAACUAACAGUAACAAAUAUGAGUAGAGCGGACAGCGGGGAAUACCUAUGUGUGGCCAAAAACAGCCUGGGGAGUGAUACUUCAAGCGGCAUUAAACUGGAUGUGCAAUAUAUACCUGAGAUAAGUCGUUCUCAGAGUGUCAUGGCAGAAGAAGGGAAGAACGCGACUCUUUCUUGUAACGCCACUGGAAAUCCAAUCCCAACGUUAUCAUGGACCAAAGAUGGGUCAGUUAUCACAAGAAGUUCCAGGGUCAAUUUAUCGGCAGACAAGAGGCACUUAAUAGUAAUAAAUGUGAGUAGAGCGGACGGCGGGGAAUACCUAUGUGUGGCCAAAAACAGCCUGGGGAAUGAUACUUCAAGCGGCAUUAAACUGGAUGUGCAAUAUCGACCCGGGAUCAUCGUUCACCCACAUGAUGUGACAAAACCCAAAGGAAGCAACGUCAUUUUAUCUUGUAAUGCAACAGGAAAUCCAGAACCGAAGAUUUCAUGGACCAAAGAUGGAUUCUCUUCAAAUUUAUAUAAUAAUUCCAGAAUCAGCUUUUCACAAGAACACAAGAAAAUGACCAUAGCAAAUGUGACUAUGAAAGACAGAGGAAAAUAUGAGUGUACUGCAACUAACAAUAUUGGAAAAGAUAUUUCAAAUGCUGCCCUUGUUGAAAUCCAAUAUAAACCUGAGAUCACAGCUUCUCCGCAGAAUGUUACGAAAAACGAAGGAGAAAAUGUGACUUUGUCUUGUAACGCUACUGGAAAUCCAGAACCAACAAUAUCAUGGACCAAGAGUGGAUUACCUCUGACCGUCAAAACAAGAAUAAGAUUUUCAUCGGAUAACAAACAUCUGACGAUAAGAAUUGUAAAUAGAGAAGACAGUGGAAUGUACCAAUGUGUGGCGAACAACACUCUUGGAAAAGAUAACUCUAUCUCUGCUGAGGUGAACGUGCAAUAUCAAGCAAAGAUUUUCACGCAUCCUUCUAAUGUUACCAAGAUAAAAGGAGAAGAUGUUACUCUCUAUUGUAACGCCACUGGAAAUCCCGUCCCUUUGAUAUCAUGGACCAAAGAUGGAUCUCCAAUAACACUCAACACCAGGAUCACUUUGUCAAAAGACAACAACUUCUUGAAAAUAGCGAAUGUGAACAAAGCAGACGGAGGAGAAUACCGAUGUGUUGCUGAAAAUAGCCUAGGAAAUAAUACAUCAUAUCCAGCCACACUGGAAGUGCAAUUUAAGCCUGAAGUUACAAUUGAUGGUGAUCAAGAACAGUUUAUAGCUAAAGGCGAGAACUUCAAGUUGAUCUGUCGGUAUAACGCUUCACCGCCUGUGUCCGAGGUGCAGUGGAUUAAAAAUGGAGAGGUGAUUACCAUAAAUGCUACCGUGACCAACAAUGGAUCAGGAGUGACUAAUAUCUUUUAUAACGGAAGUCUAUCACAGCUUUCAAUCACCUCAGCUUCCGCACAGGAUUCUGGAAACUACACCUGCAAUGUUACAAAUAAAGUAAAUGGUACAAGAGAUUCGACGUCGAUUGUUAUCCAAGAUAAGCCCUCCACCAAAUUGCAGCCAAAAACUAUUACCGUCAAUGAGGGACAAAAUGUCACGUUAUUUUGUAACUCUUCUGAAAGCUCUCUAACAAUAACGUGGAAAUUCAACGGAUCUGAUAUAACCACCUCAGGGGAUUCAAGGAUCAGUUUUUCAGAUGACAAUCGACAUUUGAUUAUCACGAACGUGAGCAGGGUAAACAAAGGGGAAUACAAAUGUGUGGCGAGCAACAAGGUUGGAGACGAUACAUCUAAUACUGCCUCUGUGUCUGUUAAAUAUGAGCCUGAAGUUAAAAUUGAUGGUGAUCAAAAACAGUUUAUAGCUAAAGACAAUAAUGUCAAGUUGAUCUGUCGAUAUAACGCUUCACCGCCUGUGUCUGAGGUGCAAUGGUUAAAAGAUGGAAAGGUAAUUGCCAAAAAUUCUACUGCGACCGAGAAUGGAUCAAGAGUGACUAUAAUCCAUUAUGAUGAAAGUCUAUCGCAACUCUCAAUCACAUCAGCUUCCUUGAAUGAUUCUGGAAAUUACAUUUGCAAGGUUACAAAUGAAGUAGAUAGUACAUCAGAUUCGACGUCGAUCGCUAUCCAAGUAAAGCCUUCCAUCAUUACUCAGCCAAAAAGUGCGGCUCUUAAAGAAGGAGACACUGUCAAGUUGUAUUGCAACGCUACAGGAAGCCCUACACUGCAUAUAUCCUGGACGUUUGAUAGAUCUGUCAUAACAGCAAAUGAGAACUCCAGGAUCAGUUUAUCCAACUACUCUCAAGAAUUGACAAUAACAAAUGUGAAAAGACGAGACAGUGGAGAUUACCGAUGUUUAGUGACAAACAGGGUUGGAAAUGACACUUCUGAUCCCUCUGUCAUAAACGUGCUAUAUCAGCCUGAAAUUAUUACGCAUCCUAAGAAUGUUACACUAGAAGAAGGACUCACCAUGACCUUAUUUUGUAACGCGACCGGAAAUCCACCACCAACAAUAUCAUGGACCAAAGAUGGAUCUCCUUUAACUAAGACCCAAGGGAUAAUUUUCACAGGAGAGAAUGAGACACUGUCUAUAGCGAAUAUUACCAGAUCAGAAAGUGGAAAUUACAGAUGUGUUACCAGGAACAGCCUUGGAAAUGAUACCUCAAAUGCUGCAAAAGUCGACGUACUGUUUGCACCUGAAAUCGUGGAAAAUCCAAAGGAUGUCACCAUAGUUGAGGGAGAAUAUGUUGUGUUUAGUUGCGUGGUAGAUGGAAAUCCUUCACCAAGAGUCACUUGGACGAAGAACGAGGAAAAACUGAACAUCACAACAAAUCCACGACUAACAGCGUCGUCACUGAGCAACAAUCACAGUUUGACAAUCACAGAUGUUCAUCGAUCGGAUUCGGGACAAUACAGAUGUGUUAUUAUUAAUGAUGUUGGCAACCUAACAUCAUCUCCAGGGAAUCUAAAAGUACAAUUUGGGCCUGAAAUCUCCGAACCUCCGAUUAAUGUCACGAAAAUAGAAGGACAAACCGUUGUAUUAAGAUGCUUGGUGGCUGGAUACCCCACACCUACUGUUGCUUGGACAAAGAAUGGAGUCGAAUUGAAUGUAACAGCAAAUUCACAAUUAAGUGUCUCUUCCAGGGACGGCAAUCACACUUUGAAAAUAACAGAUGUUCAACGGUCAGAUGCAGGACAAUACAGAUGUGUCGCUAAUAACAGUUUGCAGACCUCUGAGUCAUUUCCUUCGACUCUUACAGUGCAAUUUAGAGCAGAUGUCAAAAUUAGUGGCAGUAAACAAAAGUUUGUUGCAAUAAACAAACAGAUCCAUCUGACUUGCCAGUACAAUGCUUCACCACCAGUGUCAGAGGUACAAUGGGUUAAAGAUGGAAGUGUGAUUGCUAGGAAUGAUAGUGGGAUUGGUAAUGGAUUGGUGAAUAUUACAGAAUUCACUGAAAGUCAAUCACAGCUUUUAAUUUCAUCAAGUACAAGGAAUGAUGAGGGAAAUUACACCUGCUUUGUCACAAAUGCUGUUGGCAAUUCCUCAGAUACAACUUCAGUUGUUAUACAAGUGGUACCAGACCCACCACAUACAUUGAUGGUUGAUUUUAACGGCUCACGGGUGGUGAAUAUCUCUUGGACAGCUGGUUUUGAUGGAAAGAGCCCCAUUGAGAACUACACAGUGGAGAUCAGUCAAUAUAAUCAGAUCUUUAAGAGUGUUGUUUGUCAGGGAUCACUCUCAAGCAGUGCCUGUGUGGUGUCCAGUUCCUCCACAAACACCUCUCUCACAGGUCUUCUUCCUUGGACAACAUAUAACAUUAGAGUGUUUGCGACAAACGCAAUCGGCAAAAGUAACAGCAGCCAAAUUCUGAUUGUUACAACAGAUGAAGAAGUGCCAAGUGAAGCUCCGAAUUUUGAUGUGAUUGUUGUCAAUUCAACUGCAGUGAAUGUUUCCUGGCAGGUGCUUAGUAAGGACAAAGCUAGAGGUGCCAUUUUUGGCUAUUACGUUUUGUACCGGGUUAACAGCACUCCAACCUGGAUAAAUGAAACUGUUGAGGGAGCCGAAACGACAUCACUUUUAAUAGAACCACUAAAUGAACACACCACAUACGAGUUUGCCAUGCAGGCAUUUAACAGUAAAGGUGUCAGCAUUGUAAGUGCUUUGGUGGAAAAGACUACCAACCAGCAUAGGCCUAGUAAGCCUCCAGAAAUGGUCGUACUGAAUGAGGUAAAAUCUAAAAGUGUCAGAGUAAGCUGGAAGCCUGUCCCAGCUGGUGAUCGCAACGGAAUCAUCUUAGGGUAUAGAGUGAAUUAUCAAACCUUAUCAGAUGGUGAAAUUUUCACCGAGACCCUUAAUAUCAACAGUGGAGAACAGGGUGAAAACAGAACCAUAAUUUUACAGCUUCCGAAUGCAUUCACAAACUACAGCAUUACUGUGUUAGCAUUCACUGAGGUCGGAGAUGGGCCACCAAGCCUUGCUCAAGUUGUCCAGACGCUGGAGGACAAACCCAAUAGCUCACCUGGGGAAGUUGCAGCUACUGCAGCAUCUUCUAAGAAUAUCUCCGUUUCUUGGAAUCCCGUCACUGCUGAUGAUCGAAAUGGAAUUAUCAAAGGAUACAUAGUAAAUUAUCAAGCCUUACCAGGUGGUGACAUAAUCCCCAAGUUCCGCAAUAUCACUAGUGAGCAACAGAAUGAAAAACAAACAGUGAUUUUAGAAAAUCUGAAUGAGUUCACAAACUACAGCAUCACAGUGUUAGCAUUUACCAUUAUUGGAAAUGGACAAGCAAGUAGUGCCCAGGUUGUGGAGACACUUGAGGACAAACCCAAAACAUCACCUGAGGCAGUUGCAGCUACUGCAGCAUCUUCUAAGAAUAUCUCCGUUUCUUGGAAUCCCGUCACUGCUGAUGAUCGAAAUGGAAUUAUCAAAGGAUACAUAGUAAAUUAUCAAGCCUUACCAGGUGGUGACAUAAUCCCCAAGUUCCACAAUAUCACUAGUGCGCAACAGAAUGAAAAACAAACAGUGAUUUUAGAAAAUCUGAAUGAGUUCACAAACUACAGCAUCACAGUGUUAGCAUUUACCAUUAUUGGAAAUGGACCAGCAAGUAGUGCCCAGGUUGUGGAGACACUUGAGGACAAACCCAAAACAUCACCUGAGGCAGUUGCAGCUACUGCAGCAUCUUCUAAGAAUAUCUCCGUUUCUUGGAAUCCCGUUACUCCUGAUGAUCGAAAUGGAAUUAUCAAAGGAUACAUAGUAAAUUAUCAAGCCUUACCAGGUGGUGACAUAAUCCCCAAGUUCCGCAAUAUCACUAGUGCGCAACAGAAUGAAAAACAAACAGUGAUUUUAGAAGAUCUGAAUGAGUUCACAAACUACAGCAUCACCGUGUUAGCAUUUACCAUUAUUGGAAAUGGACCAGCAAGUAGUGCCCAAGUUGUGGAGACACUGGAAGACAAACCCAAAACAUCACCUGAGGCAGUUGCAGCUACUGCAGCAUCUUCUAAGAAUAUCUCCGUUUCUUGGAAUCCCGUCACUGCUGAUGAUCGGAAUGGAAUUAUCAAAGGAUAUAUAGUAAAUUAUCAAGCCUUACCAGGUGGUGACAUAAUCCCCAAGUUCCGCAAUAUCACUAGUGCGCAACAGAAUGAAAAACAAACAGUGAUUUUAGAAGAUCUGAAUGAGUUCACAAACUACAGCAUCACAGUGUUAGCAUUUACCAUUAUUGGAAAUGGACCAGCAAGUAGUGCCCAAGUUGUAGAGACACUGGAAGACAAACCCAAAACAUCACCUGAGGCAGUUGCAGCUACUGCAGUAUCCUCUAAGAAUAUCUCCGUUUCUUGGAAUCCCGUUACUCCUGAUGAUCGAAAUGGAAUUAUCAAAGGAUACAUAGUAAAUUAUCAAGCCUUACCAGGUGGUGACAUAAUCCCCAAGUUCCGCAAUAUCACUAGUGCGCAACAGAAUAAAAAACAAACAGUGAUUUUAGAAGAUCUGAAUGAGUUCACAAACUACAGCAUCACAGUGUUAGCAUUUACCAAUAUUGGAAAUGGACCAGCAAGUAGUGCCCAAGUUGUAGAGACUCUGGAAGACAAACCCAAAACAUCACCUGAGGCAGUUGCAGCUACUGCAGAAUCUUCUAAGAAUAUCUCCAUUUCUUGGAAUCCCGUCACUCCUGAUGAUCGAAAUGGAAUUAUCAAAGGAUAUAUAGUAAAUUAUCAAGCCUUACCAGGUGGUGACGUAAUCCCCAAGUUCUGCAAUAUCACUAGUGCGCAACAGAAUGAAAAACAAACAGUGAUUUUAGAAAAUCUGAAUGAGUUCACAAACUACAGCAUCACAGUGUUAGCAUUUACCAUUAUUGGAAAUGGACCAGCAAGUAGUGCCCAAGUUGUAGAGACACUGGAAGACAAACCCAAAACAUCACCUGAGGCAGUUGCAGCUACUGCAGCAUCUUCUAAGAAUAUCUCCGUUUCUUGGAAUCCCGUCACUCCUGAUGAUCGAAAUGGAAUUAUCAAAGGAUAUAUAGUAAAUUAUCAAGCCUUGCCAGGUGGUGAAAUAAUCCCCAAGUUCCGCAAUAUCACUAAUGUGCAACAGAAUGAAAAACAAACAAUGAUUUUAGAAGAUCUGAAUGAGUUCACAAACUACAACAUCACAGUGUUAGCAUUUACCAUUAUUGGAAAUGGACCAGCAAGUAGUGCCCAAGUUGUAGAGACACUGGAAGACAAACCCAAAAGCUCACCUGAGGCAGUUGCAGCUACAGCAGCAUCUUCUAAGAAUAUCUCCGUUUCUUGGAAUCCCGUCACUGCUGAUGAUCGAAAUGGAAUUAUCAAAGGAUAUAUAGUAAAUUAUCAAGCCUUACCAGGUGGUGACAUAAUUCCCAAGUUCCGCAAUAUCACCAGUGCGCAACAGAAUGAAAAACAAACAUUGAUUUUAGAAAAUCUGAAUGAGUUCACAAACUACAGCAUCACAGUGUUAGCAUUUACCAUUAUUGGAAAUGGACCAGCAAGUAGUGCCCAGGUUGUGGAGACACUGGAAGACAAACCCAAAAGCUCGCCUGAGGCAUUUGCAGCUACUGCAGCAUCUUCUAAGAAGAUCUCCGUUUCUUGGAAUCCCGUCACUGCUGAUGAUCGAAAUGGAAUUAUCAAAGGAUAUAUAGUAAAUUAUCAAGCCUUACCAGGUGGUGACAUAAUCCCCAAGUUCCGCAAUAUCACCAGUGCGCAACAGAAUGAAAAACAAACAUUGAUUUUAGAAAAUCUGAAUGAGUUCACAAACUACAACAUCACAGUGUUAGCAUUUACCAUUAUUGGAAAUGGACCAGCAAGUAGUGCCCAGGUUGUGGAGACACUGGAAGACAAACCCAACGGCACACCUGAGGCAGUGGUAGCUACUGCAGCAUCUUCUAAGAACAUCACCGUUUCUUGGAAUCCCGUCACUGCUGAUGAUCGAAAUGGAAUUAUCAAAGGAUAUAUAGUAAAUUAUCAAGCCUUACCAGAUGGUGACAUAAUCCCCAAGUUCCGCAAUAUCACCAGUGAGCAACAGAAUGAUAAACAAACAGUGCUUUUAGAUGAUCUGAACGAGUUUACAAACUACAGCAUUAGUGUGUUAGCAUUUACUGUAAUUGGAAAUGGACCAGCAAGUGUUGCCCAGGUUGUGGAGACACUGGAAGACAAACCCAGUGGUGCCCCUAAAAAUUUGAGUUUAGUCAACACAACUUCAACAAGCAUAUUUGUCAUGUGGGAAGCGGUUUCGAGAGCUGAACAGAAUGGUAUCAUUAUUUCUUAUAACGUCAGCUAUCGGGUACUUGGAAAUGGAUCUGGUGGGCCUAUCAAUUCUACAUUAGUUAGUGCUCGUAAAAUGUACGUGAACCUGACUGGCCUAAUAAAGGAUAUGUAUUACAACAUCCGUGUCUUGGCAUCCACAAGCAAGGGAGACGGAAUAUACAGUAACCCAAAGAAGUUUAGAACGAACGAAGACAUGAAAUUUUUAAUAACGUUUGCCUUGUUUCCUCCCUUUCGCCCAGGGCCGAGUGGUCCUCCACAGAGGGUACGAGGUCGUUUCACUAGUUCAACCAGCAUCAUGGUUGACUGGGAUGUUGUGCGUGAAGACCAGCGACAUGGUGAAAUCAUAAGCUAUACUGUCAGGUACAAAAAAUUAACGGAUGGUACUUACAAGGAGACAAAAGUUACGUCAAGAUAUGAUGAAUUGAAGGAACUUGAUAAGUUCACAGUCUACAAAAUUGAGGUCCUAGCUGCCACCAGAGUUGGAGAUGGGCCACCAAGUGAACCCAUCGAAGAAAGAACAGACGAAGACAAACCUGAGAAACCUCCUCAAUCAGUCACCGUAACGACAUUAGACAGCAGUAGAAUCGAAGUGACGUGGGAGCCGGUUCCUAAAGAUUUCCAGCAUGGUAUUAUAACGGAGUACGUCAUACUUUACAAUUAUUCUGGAGAAGGAAAAAUAUCAGAACACAAGGUAUUAGGAAAUAUUAGCAAAGUGGUUGUUGGAGGACUCAAGCAAUCUACUGAAUACACAAUCCGAGUUCUGGCUGCAACCGUGAAGGGAAGGGGUCCAGCAAGUAGUCCUAAAUCUGCUACAACCGAAGGUAAGGAAGCAAUUUAA
Messenger RNA from Pocillopora verrucosa, 8754 nucleotides. Lineage: Eukaryota; Metazoa; Cnidaria; Anthozoa; Scleractinia; Pocilloporidae. The record is from RefSeq and is a predicted model, not a curated record.